GCUGGAGCCCGGGGGGCGGGGCCGGGGUGAGACGGCGGCAAGAUGGCGGCCCCCAUGGGCGAGGUGUUCUCGCGCUGCUCACAGUCACAGGCGGCGGCCGCGCGGCUCCGUGUACACGAGGCUGCUCCCGCCAAGGGAAAAGGGCUGUUUGCCACUAAAGCGAUAAGGAAAGGGGAGACGAUCUUUGUGGAGAAGCCCCUCGUUUCCGCUCAGUUUCUCUGGAACGCCUUGUACAAAUACAAAGCAUGUGACCACUGUAUGAGGUCCCUGGAGACGGCGGAGGAGAACAGCCGCAGACUGUCGGGCAAUCCCAGCCUGAGCCUGCCCCACCCGGAGCAGUGCACUGUUCGCAAGGAGCUGCUCCACUACUGUCCCAUGUGCCAGGUCCUUUACUGCAGCACAGACUGCAGGCAGGCGGCACUGAAGCAAUACCAUCAGGUCCUGUGUCUCGGCCCCUCGAAGGACGAUCCUCAGCAUCCCCUCAACAAGCUGCAGGAAGGAUGGAGGAACAUGCAUUACCCUCCAGAGACGGCCAGUAUUAUGCUCCUGGCCAGAAUGGUUGCCAUGGUGAAACAGGCCAAAGACAAAGGGCGCUGGAAGAAGCUCUUCUCUCAGUUCUGCAGCCGGACCGCCAAUGAGGAGGAGGAGAUCGUCCACAAACUGAUCGGAGACAGGUUCAAGGGACAGCUGGAGUCACUGCGGCAUCUCUUCACCGACGCACUGUACGACGACUGUCUCAGCCAGUGGUUCACUCGGGAAGGUUUCCGCUCGCUCUUUGCUCUGGUGGGAACCAACGGACAAGGCAUCGGCACCAGCUCGCUGAGCCAGUGGGUGCACGGUUGCGAUGCGCUGGAGCUGGCUGCGCCGCUGCGGGAGGAACUGGACAGCUUCAUCGACCAGCUGUACAAGGACAUCGAGAGAGAGACGGGAGAUUUCCUGAACUGCGAAGGAUCUGGACUCUAUAUCCUGCAGAGCUGCUGUAACCACAGCUGUGUCCCCAACGCUGAGAGCUCCUUUCCUGAGAACAACUUCCUGCUGCACCUCACUGCGCUCCAGGACAUUGAGGCGGGGGAGGAGAUCUGCAUCACGUACCUGGACUGCUGCCAGCGGGAGAGGAGCCGGCACUCACGGCACCGGGCGCUCAGGGAGAACUACCUGUUCAAGUGUUCGUGCCCCAAGUGUGAGUCUCAGGCGGGAGACCCUGACGUCAGCUCGGAGGAGGAGGAGGAGGAUGAGGGCGAUGCGGAGGCUGGUGCUGGCGCUGGUGCCAAUCUGGAGGACGAGAUGACGGAGGUGUAGAGGGAACGGACGCGGUGAACGACAGGCCUGUGGCCCAACCC
Leucoraja erinaceus (little skate) is the source of this 1340-nucleotide messenger RNA. It is a transcript of the gene smyd5, whose product is annotated as SMYD family member 5. Gene Ontology annotation, molecular function: histone H4K20 methyltransferase activity; protein binding. Lineage: Eukaryota; Metazoa; Chordata; Chondrichthyes; Rajiformes; Rajidae. The record is from RefSeq and is a predicted model, not a curated record.